ACCCAUAUAUACAUAUGAAUAUGGUUAUCAUUAAAAUUAGUAAAAUCAUAUAUAUAUAUAUAUAUACAUGCAUAUAUAUGUGUGUGUGUGUGUGUGUGUGAUGGUAAUUAAAUACGUUUUACAUGUCACUGGACUUGGAGAAUUUCGGAUUUUAUUUAUUAUGGUUAAAAAGCAAGAAUGAAGUGAAGAGUACAAUGAUGAUGUGAAGAUGGGCCCACCAGACGGAGUGGAGAAUCUUUUGAUAAUGAAGACAUAAAUGUACAUUCGCCUCCCAUUAUGUCACGUUGUUACACGACACGAUCACCAAGAAAUUGGACCCAAUUCAUGUUGGGAUAUAUUUUGAAGGUCGAGUGGCAUGGCUCACAAAAUGACAAAGCCAAGUUCAAGUUGACCAAAAUGGCCGACACCUAACACCGAGUGACCCUCUCUCUCUCUAUAAAGCUGAGACAGAAUUACGUAAUUCCACACAAGGCGAGAAGAGAAGACAAUUGGCUGGCGACCUCACAGAGAGAGAGAGAGAGAGAGAGAGAGAGAUUGGAAUAGGAUGGAGAGAGAAAGAAGAGGAGAAGAGAGAGAGUUCAUGUGCAUGCCGUUUAGGGUCAUGGACGAAGCCCUUAAACCUUUCCUCAGAUGCCUCGGUCUUUAUAAAUCUUCUCCUUCUUCUUCUGCUCCAUGGUCCGAAAAUCACUCGGAGGAGACAACCAUCAUGGAAGUGACGACAAGAAAAGCAACGGUGAAGCCAAAAGAACAGAAUAAGCAAAAAACAACGCCGGGCAAGCCUGGCGGUGUCAACAAAAAACCCUCCUAAUCAGUCCUUCCUGAUUUCUAUCACUUACAAUAUGCAAAUUCUAUAUAUAUAUCUCCAUUAAUAAUAAGCAUAUGUAAUUUGUCUAUAUACAUAUAUAUAUAUAUUUUUA
This is a messenger RNA of Tarenaya hassleriana, 917 nucleotides long. RefSeq names its product elicitor peptide 1-like. Bases 545 to 808 code for a protein of 87 amino acids. The transcript has 3 exons. Lineage: Eukaryota; Viridiplantae; Streptophyta; Magnoliopsida; Brassicales; Cleomaceae. Gene Ontology annotation, biological process: innate immune response. The record is from RefSeq and is a predicted model, not a curated record.